UUGCCUUCCCUCUGCAUUAAUAUUCUUCACAUUUGCACCUUCUACCACUCACACUUUCACAUAUUCUCAUGGGAGAGCCUUCUCAUUCUUCUGCAUCUUACAUUCACAUGGUGCAGCACCUCAUUGAGAAGUGUUUGAUCUUUCACAUGUCAAAGGAAGAAUGCAUGGAGGCUCUCUCCAAGCAUGCAAAUAUCAAGCCUGUCAUAACAUCCACUGUGUGGAAUGAGCUAGAGAAAGAAAACAAAGAUUUUUUUGAGGAGUAUGCCAAAGCUAAGAGCAAAGAGGACCGAAUGUCGGAAGAAGAGACAAGCCAAAUGAUACAGAAGAUGAUCUCAGAUUCCACUAAAGGUGCUGCCAAUGACUAAGCAGCAGCCAUUGAAAAUGAUCUCACCUUUCUCUCUGUUCUCCUUAGCUUCACCACCAUGCAUGCAUAAGUGGUCCCUUCAACUUUCCAAUGCACUUACUAAAUAAACAUAUGCUGUAUGUAAUCAAAAAUGGGGUUCUCACAUACGGAAUGAGCACGGAUCUAUAGUGUAUGUGGUCCUCCUCUCCCUACUAUCUUUUCUGGACAACGAUAGUUUCAUAUUCACUUGCUUUUGACCAUCAUUUUAAUAAUAUAUUUCUACU
Molecule: messenger RNA, 627 nt
Organism: Vigna umbellata (rice bean)
Lineage: Eukaryota; Viridiplantae; Streptophyta; Magnoliopsida; Fabales; Fabaceae
Source: RefSeq, a predicted model, not a curated record